This is a messenger RNA of Stylophora pistillata, 1557 nucleotides long. RefSeq names its product sterile alpha motif domain-containing protein 3-like. The record is from RefSeq and is a predicted model, not a curated record. Gene Ontology annotation, molecular function: protein binding. Lineage: Eukaryota; Metazoa; Cnidaria; Anthozoa; Scleractinia; Pocilloporidae.
UUUCAUUACAACGCGGAUAUUAUUUUAGCCGUCUUUAUUUAGGAUAUAUUGUAUGAAUGAAUAUUUUCCAAUUUGAGUUUCCUGUUGUUUUGGCGCUAAAAUUUAACCUCGAUGUGAUGAACAUGACCAUGUGAUAGUGGCUACCAAUCAAAAAAAAGGGCGCGAAUGUACGAGAUAAAACUCUUGUUCUCCAUGAAUGCUUUCUCCCACGUAGUCCAACUCUUUGCAUUGCAAUAGUCAAGUGAGCUCUUUAGCGUUUUCAAAAAGAUGGCAAGUUUCCCGAAGUCUGUGGACGAGGUUAAGCAGUGGAUGAUACAAAAUGGGUUUUCGUCCCACGCUUCUACCUUUGAAGAGAACGAAAUCGAUGGCGAAGCAAUGCAAUGCUUAACGGAGAAUGCGUUAGUGCAACUGAUACCUGUGGUCGGCCCUAGAAUGAAGUUUAUCAAGCAACUUGAAUCUUUGAAAAAAACCUCCAGGCCCGAGAGUAUUGAUUUAGUUGAAGAGGGUACCCCAAUUGCCAAUGAAGAAAUGGAAGUACAAGACAGAAUUCCAGCUGAUACAGAAGUAAAAGCAAGAAAGAGGCUGGAAUUUGAUAACAAAGUUAGCAGUCCCUGCCCUGAUGACAAUAUAGUGCUAAAUGCAAAAAUGCUUUGGCCAAGAGUGUUAACACUUCCAACCAGUUUCCGACUGGAUGUUACUAGAACACUGGCAAGCAAGGAGAAGCAGAACAUCAAUAAGAAGUUUAGAAGAGAGUUCAUAGGCUCAAUAUACGAUCAUUUUGCCCGCUACACUUUGUAUCCCACCAAACAUCAACUCACAUCUAUUUGUGAACUAAUAGUCCAGAAGUAUCCCUUCCUGAAAGAUACCUCAAUUGGUACUGGAUAUGAUUCCUGGUACGCUAGUCUAUACGAAAAGUUCCGUAAUGAGAGAAAGUCUAUUAAAGAUGACCCGGAAGUAAUCCUCAGGAAAAGAAAGCCCAAAGAGAGCUCCAAAGAGUGUGUGAAAGCUAAGCUUCGCAGAGGAGCCAUAAACUGGGAGCCACCCUUUCCAGAGGGUGAGGAUGAGGUGUCUCUACAACGACAUAAAGAUUUUAUGAAGAGUGAAUUUGAAAAAAGGUCUCCAGAUUGGGCAAAGAUAAGCAAACGAAUGUCACUGACUUUCCCCAGCAGACGGAGACUAAUGAAUGACAAUAUGAGCAUCAAGGAAAUAAAAGAACACUACCCUACUCUAUUUAAGUUUGAACAGGUAUGUUAAGCUAUAUAUUGUUGUCCUUGUGAACUAUGAGUAUGAGCAAUCUAAUUGUGUUUUCUCUGUGUCUUUCAACAAGAAAGUUGUGUAGAAGAAGGAUGAGUUUAAUAAAACUACCCCCACAUUAGGGUGAUUGGCAGUCUGGUUGUUCUGUCAGGUCAGCACAAUUUGCUGCCUUGAGUAACUGGGCAAUUCUGGGUGUGUUGGGUGAUAUGCAGACAUCCUAUGCUUGCAAGAUGUGAAUGUCCUCUCUUACUUCAUAUGUUAACAGAAAUAUAGGAAUUAUUAUUGAUGCUAUUCAAACCUUUG